Mytilus trossulus (common blue mussel) is the source of this 434-nucleotide messenger RNA. Its product is annotated as ankyrin repeat domain-containing protein 6-like. The transcript is spliced from 4 exons. The coding region runs from base 1 to 396 and encodes 131 amino acids. Gene Ontology annotation, molecular function: protein binding. The record is from RefSeq and is a predicted model, not a curated record. NCBI's taxonomy places the organism in Eukaryota, Metazoa, Mollusca, Bivalvia, Mytilida, Mytilidae.
AUGUCAGUUGUAUUAUUCCAGGAUGAUGGACAGACAGCAUUAAUGUAUGCUGCCAGGUAUGGACACCUGGAGAUCUGUAGACUCCUCAUUGAUACAGGAUGUAAGAUUGUCCAGUUUAUCAGACUAGUUUUAAUGUCAGUUGUAGGAUAUGUUAUUGAUGGAUACACAGCUUUACAUUAUGCUGCUUGGAAUGCAUAUCUACUGAUAACAAGAUGUCUAGUAGAACAAGGUGCCAGUCCCUUGGUUAAAUCACUUGAGGGUCAGACUCCAUACGACUUAGCAGCAAAAGGGAUGAACGGACAGUAUAAAGAAGUGAUGAAAUACUUACAGACUGUCAUGUCAGAGAAAUCUUCAGGUGUAACUGCUAAACAAGGGAGAGAAGGUAACUUUUAUUGACUUUUAUUUCAUUAGUUUUUACACAUUUUCAUGAUUAU